Messenger RNA from Penicillium argentinense, 2010 nucleotides. RefSeq names its product proteasome regulatory particle lid subunit RPN3. Gene Ontology annotation, biological process: regulation of protein catabolic process; ubiquitin-dependent protein catabolic process. Gene Ontology annotation, molecular function: enzyme regulator activity. The coding region runs from base 1 to 2010 and encodes 669 amino acids. The record is from RefSeq and is a predicted model, not a curated record. Lineage: Eukaryota; Fungi; Ascomycota; Eurotiomycetes; Eurotiales; Aspergillaceae. Gene Ontology annotation, cellular component: proteasome complex; proteasome regulatory particle, lid subcomplex. The transcript is spliced from 2 exons.
AUGCCGGCCGAGAGGCGUUCUCUGCGAUCUAACAACAAGUCGGACACCUCUUCAUCUGCUAACGGUGAAAAGGCUCGCUCCAACUCCCAAAGCUCCAGUGCGAAAGACAAGGCCGCGCCUACGACUCGCGCCGCCGCCAACAAGGCCAAAGCGGCCCCAGCAAAGAAAGGCGCCGCCAAGGGCGCAUCGGACGCCGGAAUGGGAGAAGAUGAUAAGUCGCAUGUCAACGGGUCCAAGUCAACCGAGAAUGGCGUGAACGGUUCCGAGGACGUGGAGAUGGAGGAGGAUACGGCAGGUGCGCCUACAUCCUCAUUCAACUCCAGUAAGAACCGGAAUGGUGACGAGAAGAUGACUGUUGUAGUGCCCCCAACCAAGGGUUCCAAAUCGUCUGGCAACAAGGAGGAGGAUGUGACGAUGGAGGGCACCGACGAAGGUGAUGCUGCGAACACCGAGCCCGAAAUCGACCCAAUCACUAAGGCCAUCCAAGGUGCGUUCUGGAUUAAAGCUGCUGCGCUGCAAGCACGCAAGCUCCGUUUACUGAUGCGUAUCAAUUACCUUUCCUUCUAUAUAGACAUCAAGACCAAUUUCACCCUACUCGAGCGAGCCGUCGCCCACUUUGAUCCCCGAUUUACCCUCCGUGUCCUGCGGUCGAUAUCAUCCAUGCGGAAACAGCUUGAACCGGGAGUUCUUGCUCAAGUGAUCGUGGACACCUACCCGGCCUCCAACCAGAUGGCGACGUUCUUGCUGGAUGCCCUUGACAAGUCUGAUGCGUUUGAGAGUCUGGCUAGCUUGAAGAUGGAGGUGGACUCGGAUAAGAACAAGGCGGCUGCGAAGGAGACCCUACCCGAGGUGGACACAUACCUUUCGAUUCUGGUGCAGAUCUACCUCUUCGACCAGCGACAGAUUCAGAAGGGUGCUCAAUUCUCGACAAACCUGAUUGAGCGCCUCCGCGCCCAGAACCGCCGUACGCUGGACUCCCUCGCGGCUCGCGUGUACUUUUACUAUUCCUUGUUCUACGAGCAAAUGGCUCCGCUUCCUCCAUCUCCAAUGGCUGCUGUUACGACCAUUCGUCAGCCGCUGCUGGCCGCUCUCCGAACAGCAGUUCUCCGCAAGGAUGUCGACACUCAGGCUACGGCCAUGACCUUGCUGCUCCGCAACUACCUGUCGACUUCUCACAUCACGCAGGCGGAUCUUUUGAUUUCCCACAAUGUUUUCCCUGCAGCGGCUUCGAACAACCAGCUUGCUCGGUACCUGUACUAUCUCGGUCGUAUUCGUGCUAUCCAGCUCCAGUACACCGAUGCUCACAGCCACUUGAUCGGUGCCACUCGCAAGUCUCCUACUAGCCACAGUGCUCGUGGAUUCUACCAAUCCUCGCACAAACUGCUUGUAGUUGUCGAGCUUCUGAUGGGUGACAUUCCGGACCGUGCAGUUUUCCGCCAGCCGGCUCUAGAGAAGUCCAUGCACCCUUAUCUGCUGCUCGCGCAGGCAGUCAGUGCUGGUGAUCUGGAUUGUUUCCUCAACAUUGUGAACACACACAGCGCGGCGUUCCGCAAGGAUGGCACAUACACUCUGAUCCUUCGCUUGCGGCAGAAUGUCAUCAAGACCGGUAUUCGCAUGAUGUCCUUGUCCUACUCUCGCAUCUCCCUGCGGGAUAUUUGCCUGCGUCUGGGUCUGGACAGCGAGGAGAGUGCUGAGUACAUUGUGGCCAAGGCUAUUCGGGACGGUGUCAUCGAGGCAACCCUGGACCACGAACACGGCUACAUGAAGAGCAAGGAAGUGGGUGAUAUCUAUGCUACCCGGGAACCCGGAGAGGCGUUCCACGAGCGUAUUCGUGCCUGUCUGGCUCUUCAUGAUGAGAGUGUCAAGGCUAUGCGAUUCCCGAUGAACCAGCACCGUCUGGAGCUGAAGAGUGCUCAGGAGGCCCGCGAGCGCGAGCGCGAACUCGCCAAGGAGAUCCAGGAGGGAGACAUGGACGAUGAGGACGCUGGUGGUGAUUUCGAUGCCAUCUAA